GUUUACCGUUCUUUCUUGUCUUCCCCAAAAAAUUCCUAAACACAGCGUGCCCUAGCUCCCUUCCCCCAUUGAUUAGGUUGCCCAAAAUCUGUAAAAUCUAUCGGUGAGAUAAUCAUCACUUCUAACAUAUCGUUACAUAGAUCACUGUAUCUAACCCGAGAGAGAGAGAGAGAGAGAGAGAGAUGGGUAGAAUAGCAGUUGCUGUUAUAGUGAGUUCCUGGAUUAUCCCAAUCUCUAUCCUCGUCAAUCGCUUUGUCCCUGACCCUUACAUGGAUGAGAUAUUCCACGUGCCUCAGGCGCAGCAAUACUGCAAGGGGAAUUUCACAAGUUGGGAUCCAAUGAUCACCACUCCUCCUGGAUUGUACUGUAUUUCACUUGCCUAUGUUGCUUAUUUGUUUCCAGGCAUGUUUUGUAUGCAAGCAGUCUCAUCAUUUUCUGGUACCUGCUCCUCUGCAAUUCUUCGCUCGACCAAUGCAAUUUUGGGUGUAAUUUGCAGUGUUCUGGUUUAUGAGAUAAUCACUCAGUUGAGGCCAGCUCUUGAUGAAAGAAAAGCUACUAUUUAUGCAGUUGUUCUUGCUCUGUACCCUCUCCACUGGUUCUUUACUUUUCUAUACUACACAGAUGUUGCAUCACUUGCUGCAGUCCUUGCUAUGUAUCUUGGCUGUCUGAAGAGGAACUACAUCCUCAGUGCGUUGCUUGGGUCUUUGGCUGUAUUCAUACGACAGACAAAUAUUAUAUGGGUGCUUUUUGUCGCAUCCAGUGGUGUCAUAGAUUACUCUCCAGUGAGAAAAAAUAACCCACAAUUACACGUUUCUGAUCUGUCGAUCAGGAAAGACAAACAACUAGCUUCAAAUGGAGGUAACACAGGGGUCUCCAAAUUGCGAAAGAGAAGGCCUGGUAAAGCUGUCGACAAUAUCAGCCAUUCUACUCAAAGAAGUUCCACUUCUGCAAAAUGUUCAUCAGGUUUUAUUGAGGAGAUCCAAGAUACCUUUCUAACGGCGUGGCUUCUGAAGUGGGAGCUUUUGGUUUCCUUUAGUCCCUUCUUUUUAGUUUUGGUGGCUUUUGUUGCUUUUGUCUGCUGGAAUGGGAGUAUUGUUCUAGGUGCAAAAGAAGCCCAUGCUGUUUCUCCACAUUUUGCACAAUUAUUGUAUUUUAGUCUGGUUUCCACUCUAUUUGUGGCCCCCUUCCAGUUCACUCUACCUUACGCUCCAGUUGUGGUCCAGUCAUUCCGGAAAAGCAGGCUACGUAGUUGUUUCCAAUGGUUUAUAGCCCUUAUGGUUGGCUUCCUCUCCGUGCACUUUUUCAGUGUAGCUCAUCCUUAUCUUCUUGCUGACAAUCGACACUAUACCUUCUAUAUUUGGCGGAAAGUCAUCAAUGCUCAUUGGUCAACGAAGUAUCUUCUGGUCCCGUUUUAUGUUUACUCAUGGUUUUCCAUCGUCAGUAUCUUAGCAAAAGCUCAAAAGAAGGUAUGGGUAUUGGCUUAUUUCUUGGCUUGUGCUGCAGUCCUCAUUCCCACUCCAUUGAUCGAGUUCCGAUACUACACCAUACCAUUCUUUUUCUUAAUCCUCAAUUCCCAUACCGAUGAUUACAAAAGUUGGCUUCUGAUGGGAAUCCUUUAUAUUGCCGUCAAUAUCUUUACAAUGUUUAUGUUCUUAUCCCGGCCAUUCUCCUGGAACCAUGAAUCCGGUAUCCAGAGGUUUAUAUGGUAAAGAAAGGGCUCAGAAAUUCUGAAAGUGAGACAAGUGAAAGCAACAAGAAGUCUUUUGGGUAAUUAUGACUUGAACACCUUCUCUUGGUUUUACUGAUUUUGCUGAGUGAAAAGAGUUGGAAAACACACUGCCGGAUUCUACUCCAGCACCGAAGUGAUUUUUGCCCCGGCCAACAGAGCACCAAGUUUUGGUUUACAAUUUUUGUAUCCACAACUGACUACUACCUGUUCAUUAUGGGAAAUAUUGGUGUCAUGCAAUUGAAGUGCUUGAAUUUCGCAACUUUUCCCAUUCUGUAGCACUCACUAGAUUAUGUUGUUUCAGAAUACAUCGCCCGUUCCUGUAACCCUUUGAAUGGUGGGAUUUUGUAUGUUCUAUGGGAUUCUUCAGAGGAUCUACAUUCCAUGGUUGUGUUCAUCUUCCAGGGUGUGGAGAGAGAAUGCAAGAAGAACCGGAAAUCCGUCGUUCAUAUGUAAUCAUUGGUUGUUAUGCUCCUUUGAAUACCCGCCUUCACUGUCCCACA
Messenger RNA from Rhododendron vialii, 2229 nucleotides. Its product is annotated as dol-P-Glc:Glc(2)Man(9)GlcNAc(2)-PP-Dol alpha-1,2-glucosyltransferase. Gene Ontology annotation, biological process: dolichol-linked oligosaccharide biosynthetic process; protein N-linked glycosylation. Gene Ontology annotation, cellular component: endoplasmic reticulum. The record is from RefSeq and is a predicted model, not a curated record. Gene Ontology annotation, molecular function: dolichyl pyrophosphate Glc2Man9GlcNAc2 alpha-1,2-glucosyltransferase activity. Bases 183 to 1709 code for a protein of 508 amino acids. NCBI's taxonomy places the organism in Eukaryota, Viridiplantae, Streptophyta, Magnoliopsida, Ericales, Ericaceae. The transcript has 8 exons.